This is a messenger RNA of Xyrichtys novacula (pearly razorfish), 17127 nucleotides long. The record is from the annotation of a GenBank genome assembly. Lineage: Eukaryota; Metazoa; Chordata; Actinopteri; Labriformes; Labridae.
AUGGGCUCAGAGGAGCACAGUUCAGCCAUGUCACAGAAGAUAUCGUCCAUGUCACGGAGCAACAGCAGCUCCUCGUCCAAACUUGACAGCCGACAGGUAACCAGCACCAACUGUCACGUCACUGACUAAUCCUCCUGCUCCAUCAUGCACCAUAGUUGGAGAAGUCUCUGUUAUGAAACUGCAUUUCCAUGAUCCCAGGGUUUGAACUGCUGGCCUCUCUACAUCCUUAUUAUCUGUCGAUAGAGUUUGUGUACGGAAAUAUAGUAUCCGUCAGUCCACAGGGAUUUGUCUAUGCCGUGGGAAGAGAACGACUUGAUAGUGAAUGCCUCACCGCAAAACUCUGUGGCUAGUCCCUGUGGUCUAAUAGUGCAAUCCCAUGGACAAAUUCUCACUGGAGAGUAUCUUUGCAUUUCGUUUCUUUAGCAGCAUGGAAAAGCCUGUGAGCCUAAGACAGCCCCACUUAGAAAAGUUAAGCACAAUAGAUCACUCAAAUGCAGUUUUGAAAUAUUUUCCUAUUGGAAAAUGUCUUGCAAAUUAGUUGACAAAUGCAAAAACAAAUUAUGUUUUCUUGUUCAGUAGCUAUCUAUUGGCAGCAGACCAAUUAAUUUUUCAUAACUCUAUGAAUAUUAAUUGCUUUUUACCUUUUGUCGUAAAAGUGCAAUAGCUUUUUGUCAAGUUCUGCCUGCAGGACAUAAUACGAGUGUUCCAUUACAAGUGCAGAUAAAUAUCAUCAGAAAGUUCAUUCCUUUUAUAAAUUCAUUUUAAAAAAGGUGAACUCUCGAUAGCCUGGCCUGCCCAGAACAAUUCGGAUCCCUUCAAUUUAUUUCCUUUUUCUGGAGAACAUUGCCAUCAGCCACAUGCAAGGGUCCCGAUCAUAGCAAUUGUAGAAAAGCAGACCAGUAGAACUAGUUUGUAAAUUUAUCUUUCUCCUAACCAAUGAAUUCUGUAAGUGCAGUUGUUGGCUCUUGUUCUAGUUAAAAUUCAUCAUUCAGCUUUUUUAAAAACAGAUGCAAAUGCAGAUUCAGUAUACCUCUCUGCAUCAUAUGGAGCUAUCUUUGUUUGCAAAAAAAGGCUUGUUGAUUUUUAGAGAUGCAAGUAAAUACAUUUGGUUGAUAACACACUAGUUUUCUAUAUACGCCACAUUUUGGAAGUAGAAGAUAUGGUCCAUUCUUCAUGUAAACUUUCAGCUGUACAUGCACUACAUUAAGAGAUGUGCCUGAUAUACAUUUUCUCAUGCUGAUAGCCAACCCUGUAUCCGUGUCUUUUGUCUGUUACGUCACUGCUUCAACUCCAUAUGUGUCCUGUGACCUUGGAGAAAAGUGCUCAGGCAGUGUGUGACCAUGAGUCAUUACGCGACUGUGUCCGAGGGAGCUGUGACGAGCUUUCAGGGAGAGUGGAAGAGCCCACAGACUCCGCCCCCUACAUCCACCAACCACCUUUACAAGUCUUUAAACAGUGUACCCUCCAGCUGUCCAGUUCUUUGACUGAUACAGUUUAUUCAGCCUGAACUGCCGUACUGUACGCUGGAAAAGUCAGGGACAUGCUGAGAAAACAAACAGUCACCUCGAACCUCUGCCAAGAACGCACAGUCCAUCUGAAUACCUGUGGUGGGAAUAUGUGUGGAUCAUGUGUAGUUUUGUCCCAGUAAAACUGAGUUGAAGGUGCAAUGUAAAAAUGCUGAAUCACCAGGCCAAUUAGCUAUAACAAGGAAGCAGCUUUGUCUUGCGUAAAUGAUUAUUGUUGUCAGUGUAUUUGGGAAAAGUAGUAAAAAUGCCUCAUGAAAUUAAGGGUCUUUCUUAUCUUGCCCAUUUAGCAAUUGCAUUUGAUUGCUGGCAUCAGGGGAUGUUUUACAUUUAAGGUACACAUCUGUUAAGAGAGAGACACAUUCAUAAGAAAAGUUGAUAGAACAUAAAGUGAGAGUAAGUCAUGUGCCAGUAUUGUUCUUUUCCAAAUGAUAUAACAGCCUUUGAAUACAUAUAAGUGAUGGGAAAAAGGCACAGUUGAAGAUUACCUCACUUGUUUUCUCUUGUCUUGUUCAGACUUGAGAAAAACCACAUCCUAUAUUUUCUUCAGUGGCGCCCAAUUAAAGCUAUUUACAAGGCCUACACUGUAAAACUUCUGGAGCAUGUUUGCUGGAAAUCUUGCGGCUGAUUUAUUUGAAAUGACAGUGAAUGGGUAAAGUAGAUUGGGAGCUAUGUUGGUUGGAAAUGGUACUCUGAUGACGUUAUCAGAACACUUAAACGCUCAUUUUAUAGACACCAUUCAUUUUUACAAGAAAAAAAUAGUACUGCUCACAACACAUAAUUAUGCAUAAAUGAUUUUGCUGUAUCCAAAAUAUUGAUCAAGUUUGUCAAUCUCUUGACUGAAUGAUUGAUUUUCUCACUGCUGUUUCCAUUAGGACCUAAACACUUAAAGCUGUGCAACAUUCUGUGUACAAAUGAAUGACAAAACUUGUUUAUUUUAAUUCUGUUUAUGUUGUCUUCCUGGAAUUCCUACCAGUAAAGUACAUGCCAAAGCGAUCUGGAUUAGUUUAGGAUGAAAUAUCAUCUAAAUCUCUGUAUUUGUGGGGGGAUUUAGACUUAAGCCCUCUAAUCUCAGACAGGAAAUGAUUUUUGUGAGGAGUGAGAUUAGACAGGUAAGCUAAUAUUAUAAUGGGACCAUGAGGUGAAAGCGGUCAGUAAAGCCUUACACGGGACAUAAACCCUAAUAGUGCUGCAUUUCACCCCUCAUACAUGACAACUGACACUAUAUGAACAGUCAGGAAUAUGCAUCUAUCUAUCUAUGCUCACCUCUUUUUCAUGUUUUUACCCUCUGAAAUGAAUUUCUCUCUGGGAUUAAUAAAGUAUCUAUCUAUCUAUCUAUCUAUCUAUCUAUCAGCUGCUUUAAAUUUCACCACUUGAGUUUGCUAACAUUAACUGUUAUUCUGUACUGAUCAAACUUCUGCCCACAGGACAGCUGGGAAAUCGUGGAGGGUCUGCGUGGAGGCUUUAGCUCUGUCCUGGAGCCACAGAAACAAGAAGGCUACCUGCUCAAGAGGAGAAAGUGGCCUAUGAAAGGCUGGCACAAGGUAUAAUCCAACAACUGCAAGGUCCUUAAUUGACCCUUGUUACCCCCGCUCAUCAGAGUGACAGACUUUAUGUCUUAUUUUUAGACACACCUGACAGCUUAAUGCCAUCUUCAUUUCCCGGUUGCACCGUAAGCUUCACAGGUUGUCUUUGACGAAAAAAUCUGCUGACAAGACUCAUCGGUGUUUUAAACUAAUUGAAUGAGCUUAUUCUAUGGAUGGUUUUGCUAACAGAGGAGCCACAUAUGACCUGGGUCAGUGCCUGAUCAUGCUUGGCCUAAAAGCUUUCACUGGGAUGAUACAGUCAAAACAUCUCAGUGUUCCUCUCAGAUACAUUAGCUGAUGGUCUGUUGUUUAAUAGAACUGUAUACAUUUAGUAUUGACUUACAGUCAGAGCCUCUCAGGUCUUUGCACUUUCAACAGUCUGAUUCUGAUUCUGGGACGUACAGUAAGAGCACUGAGACCCAUGUUUACAAAGAGAGUAAAGCAGAAGGAUUGCAUCAGAGUGAGAGUAAUGAAGGCAGACAGGGUGCAGAGAUGACAAACAUCUCAAUGCAUGAAACAUUAACAACACGCAUUCGUAAGAUGUAUGACAUGAUCACACAGUCAUAACAGGGACUCUAGACUUGCUGUCAGGGAUGUUGCAUACCAUCCCAGCUGUAUCUCAGUCUUUCUUUGUCCUUCAUUCUGCCUGCAGAGAUACUUUUUUCUGGACAAGGGCAUCCUGAAGUAUGGAAAGUGCAGCGCUGACGUGAGUACAAAAGCUGACUGGCUUCAAGCAGUGUGGUCUUGUCAGCUACAAAAGGUUAUAAAAUGAAACUCCGUUCUCUCUGUACUGACCCUGUCUUUCACCAAACAUUUAUCUGUCUCUGUAGUGGAAAAAAAAAAUCCAAGAAUCCUGUUACAUUGGUUGUCUGUUGUGAAUGAUCCUCACAGCCUAAACAACAACAUGUGUUGACUUUGCAGAUAGAAAGAGGGAAACUGCACGGCUGCAUUGAUGUAGGUCUCUCUGUUAUGGCAAUUAAGAAGAAAUCUAAGUGCAUCGAUCUUGAUGCUGAGGAAAACAUCUAUCACUUGAAGGUAAACCACAAGGCUAAUGAAAGUAGUUCAUUUGUCACUGAUUUCCACAAAAGGAGGUAUAAUAUGGAUUAUUCUUGCUAUUCCUUUUGAAUCCUGAGGCAGACGCUACCAUUGACUUCAUAAUGACCUUUGCUGUUGUUUAUGUGAUUAAGGAAGGAUUGCUGUUUUUCCACCUUCACGCCUCCCUCUUGUCCUUGUAUUGGUUUCUGACUGUGGUUCUCUCUGCAGAUUAAGUCACCAGAGCUGUUUGAUGAAUGGGUGUCCAAGCUGCGUCACCAUCGAGUCUAUCGGCAAAAUGAGAUUGCCAUGUACCCUAAUGAGAAGUCCUUCCACUACCCUCACUACCCCUCCCCCAACUCACCAGGCAUGCCUGACAGUGCCUCUAUUAGAAAGGUAUACAAGAGCACCACACGACACACAGUUACUGAAAUCUAAACUCACUGCAGUGCAGCUUCUCAUGAAUAUCAUUAUUCCAUCUGAAAUAUCUGCUGAAGUCAACACCCACUGACUGAAGACUUCUUUAUAGGGGCAAAUUGUUAUUGCACUGACCUUUGGGUCUGUUUGCUCUUGCAGUACAUGUCUAUACGAAGGCAGUCCACAGUGCCUUCAGCAGGAGCUUUCUCUUCAAACUGCAGCAGCCAGGCUAAGGUAGCAUCCUGGCUACAGUCAUCUAAUGACAUGGAUAAGUGCUCAAAGGGUGAGAUGACAGAGCUGUCCCUUGUGAUUUCUGGAGGAGAUGACACUCAGUAAUAGCUGCUCCUUUUCUUAUUGAACCAUUUAUUCUAACCGGUCUUUAUGUGUAUCUUCACUUUUUACAGAUUUGUCAGUGUGUGAAGCUUACCUGCUAGAGCUGAAUCACCUGCUUCAGAGUAUGGAGGUACUCCAUCGCACCUAUUCUGCUCCAUCUAUCCAAGCAUUGCAGGUUGGCACUUCAUUUAUAAAACCCAUAACCUUUAUAUGCAAGGCCAAUCAACCACUAAAUCAGAACUUCAGAUUCAAAAUACAAGCUGAUUCACAAUUUAUUGCGAGUAGCUUUUCUUGUUUCAUCUUUUAUCAUUUCACUCCACUAUCAUCUUUUGUUGCCCCCGAGUGAUUUGUCACUAAAUUUAGGAUCUCACUGCUGAAAGCGUUGCCUAUAAAAAGCUUUACUAAAAAUAAAAAUGAUCUGUCUUGACCACCGUUGCCAUCCGUUAUGUUUACAAGGCAUCUACAUUUGACAGCCCAAAGAAGGAAAAGAGACUUCAGAGGAAAUGGCGCAAAAAUUACAACAAAGAUGUCAAAACAACCCUGCAGGUAAUUUGCAUGAAAGUAAAGUGAUUUUUUUAAAAGUGUCUCCAAGCUGUACUCAUUCAGCCUUACUUCAGGUACCCAGCUGCAUCUCCUCUGGCUCUGUACGCCUCCAUGCCUCAAACCCCAACCUCUCCAGUGCUGCGAUAGGCAAUGAGAAGGCCGACACAGAAUCUUUGGACUUGGCUUUUGACGUGGGUAAGCUGCAGGAGGACUUCUGUCGAGUUGCCACCAAUCGUAAGUCAAAUGUUUGUAUGAUUACAACCUGGAUAAUGCAAAGUACAUCUCAUUAAAAAAGAGUGCUCUUUUUUUUUAAUUUUUUUUAGGAGUCUUAGUCAUAUACUAUCAAGAAACUUGUUUUCCUGCAACUGUUCUCACGCAGAGGAUAUGAUUAGCAUGUUGUUUGUCUGUCAUGAGUGUAAGAAGCACCUGUAGAGCCGUAGAAGCAGCAGCUCAUUACUGAUAAACUCCAUUUUCUUCAUUAGGAUUCUGAUGAUGCUUCUCAGCAUUUUCUCAGUUGUGAGUGAAAGAACUGCUUACAUUUUAUUCGACAAUGAAGUUUGGGGAAUAAUGAGUUUUUCAAUUCAUUGAGAUUUACAUUUGUUUAAAUACCUGAUGCUUAACAGUGCGUAAUGAAAUUGACUGUGUCGUGGGAUGCAUCACAAUUUUCACCUUCUCUGUAAAAAAGGUUUAAAGCAUUCAUUAGUUACAGCUCUGAAUGGCUGGCAUUUGAGUUUCUAAAUUUGUGCUCAUGUAACAUUACAACAAUGUUGCCAGCACAUUUUAAUGAUGUGCUUGCCUCCCAAGCACCAAUUAUGAAAGACGCUCUAAAAUGAAAGUUAUAAAAGAAAGAGAUAAUCGAAAUUUCUGCUUGUUUUCACUUUAUUGUAGGUAUGAGUUUUAUUGUGACUGGAUUACACGGUCUUGAAAUGUAUGCAGAUUUGUUGGCAGUUCGCAGCUUCCCUUCAACCUUUGUCCUUUUUGCUGCAGUGCAUGUGACCAUGACAUCUGCCCUGAGUUCACUAACAUCUGAGAGAGAAAGACUAAAACAAUGUCUGGACCACGAAACAUGCCCCCCUACCUCGCCACAGGUUGUUGGUUUGAAGAACGCACUGUCUUCAGUAAGUGAGAAAAACCACACAGCAAAAUGUGAUCAGUCAGUGGGCACUUUCCUUUUGUCUAUACACUCCUCUCAGAUGUCGUGUCCUCCCACACCACUCAUCAGGCGUGACAAAUGGACGAACCACUAAGAGCGAUUACUGGCUGCUGGUGUGAUUUCUGCCCACCUGAACAGGAGCAUGUUCAACAGUCGUGUUUCCUGUGACUGCUGCCGCCCACUCAGAGGCCUUUUCUAUUUUCUGUCUCUUGCUUACACCCGGUCAUAAUGUUACUGGCUUCUCUUGCCACGUCAGAACUUUUGUGCACAUUUGUAUGACUUAAAAAUACCUCUCCGGCUGUGUCUUUUUCUUCCUGAUUACUCAGAGAGAGAGGGGGAUGUAUUUUGGACUCCUUUGGCUGAAAACUUGGCUCUGUAAUUAAUUUAAAGGGUAUUUUUUAGUCUCAUUUUCAGUUUUAGAGUGGAAAGUAGGGUUUAAUGUGUUGGGUUUAUGCUAUACACAGUGUAUAAACUGGUUAUUUUUCCAGGCUUUAGCCCAGAAUUCUGAGCUGAGAGAGCGCCUGUGCAAGAUUCAUGCUGAGUCCAACAUCGUAGAGCCCACACUAAUAAAUUUCACUCCCCCCUUACAGGUGGGUUGCAGGAAUGCGGUGUUUCUGCUCCUUUUCCCCCACACCACCAUGAGAGUUAUACUUAUCUCUGUUUUAUUUGUUCAUCCCACCUGAGUUAUAAUUUGCCACAUGGUGAAUGAGCUGUCCUUUCUUUCUCAUCCAGAUUAAUAAAUGCUGGCCCCACUCAUUUGAUUCACUUUGGUUUAAAAUGCCUCUGACCCAAGAAAAAUGAAUCCAGUGUACUUAAAAAUGCUUCUCGACAGGGAACAAUGCCCUCUUUAUAUACAGUCUGAUCCUCUCCUUGCUUAGAAAAAGUGUCCUUUUAUUCUUGGUGUUGUGUACACACUCGCCUCACUUUCCCCCAGCCCAAAAGGAAGACCUUCCACUACCUGCCACAUUAUUGUCUCAUGAGGGAGCUCUUUGCUCACAUAAUCAGAUUUACUGGCCAGAGAGAGUGAGCUGAUAAGCUUAAUCGUCCCCCUGGAAAUUUGGUGAACACAUACCGCUAAGCUAACGCGCCUCCUUUGAGAUUAUCUCUGGGCUAAUUAAUCAGCACUGGUUCUGACAAAGGGGAGAGGGACACGCUCACCUGCAUCUGUGGAUCUGUGGAAAAUACCCCAUCUUUUUUUCAGUUUGUCCUGUUUGUGUAUUUGUUUUCAGCAGCACUUUCUGAUAGCUUUGAGUUCACUGUGAAUGUGCAUGUUGUUUUGUCAACACCAUCAACAUGUCAGGUGGAGUUUGCACACUAUUGUUUGUGCACCGCACACUUGUUGCAUGCUUGCACUGACUGACUGAAUCAUUAAGUGACAUAUUGGCAUACAGUCUUAUGAUGUUGACUUGAUCUAUAGUCUCAAUUAAUUAGUGGAUUUGAUGCAAGCUGUAAGUGAACCCUUCUGUUUGAUUUUAAAUUAAUCAUCAAGUAAAAUCAUGUGGCAAACUAAGGAUGACCAUGACUUUGUGUUUUUAAAUAAUAAUAACUUCAAUAACUUAUUGAAAGACAAAUUUUAAAUUAAAUGCAUAGGAGUUGUGACAGAUGGCUGUAUUUCAAUAUUUUGUGUGGUCUAAAUUUUAUAAGUGUUGUUGUGAUGGACUUAUACUAACUUGUGCUUGUACUUUGCUAUUUCAACCCUUUCUAGAUGUCAUGCUGUUGCCCUUGUCAUAUUUGUAAUUAUAGAUUUGAAAACUGUGUUUCCUAGAAACAGGAUUCUGUGGAUAAAUCCCCUCCCCUUGUACACCAAGUGUCCAAUGAGAGCAGAGCUUCGAUCACAGAGUCCUUGACAGAGUUCUUCGAUGCACAGGAAGUCCUGUUGUCUGCUAGUUCCUCUGAAAAUGAGGUAAGUGCGGGAGGUAAAACAUCAGUCUCACUAAUGUUACUGCUAGAGUCAACUGGUGGCCUCAGCUUCUAACACUUAUAGGUUUGAAGAAACUUUCUGUUUGAAAGCAAAACUGUUUUUUUUCCCCAUCUCUACUUCAAAUGUGCACCGGUUUCAACCGAAUUUACAGUUGAGGCCAAAAUUUUUAGCCCCCCUAUGAAAUUUUAACUUUUUUUCCAAAAUUUCCAAAGUGCUGUUCAACAGAUUAAUGAUUUUUUUACACAGCUUUUCCAAACAUCCUAGUUUUAUUUUGGAUCCUUACAUUAUUUUACUUUGCACACAGAAACAAAAUUAUUUCACAAAAAACAAAAACUACCAGGGUCAAAAUUAGUCCCCUUAAGAAUUGACGUUUUCAUUGAGCCAAAACAAAAACCACUGUUGUGCAAUCAUGUGCUUUCACUUUUGAGUGCUCACAGCUUGUCAUCAAUCAAUCAAUAAGUUAAAACACAGGGUCGUCCUACACUUUAUACACACAGUAUAAAAACCUCUUUACGCAUUUGAGCCGUCACUUGAGAAGGCAUCAUGGCAAAUACAACAGAAUUCAGUUUAGACUUUAGAAAAAGAAUUGUUGAUGCUCACAAAGCUGGAGAAGGAUAUAAAAAAUUAUCACAGCAUUUCCAAGUGUCAAGAAGUGGAGCGAAAAGUAUUAUUAAAAAAUUCAAGGAGAGCCACACAGUACAGAACAAGUCUGGGAGAGGUAAAAAGCAAAAAAAAUUCCAAGAAACUGUAAAGAAAACUGAUGGGAGAUGUGUCUAAACACCCUAGAACAACCACCAAAACAGCAGUUGCUGACUUAGCCAAGUAAGGAAUUGUGGUGUCAAACAGGACAGUCUCUAGAGCCCUGAACAGAAAUGGACUGCGAGGAUACAGGCAAAAAAAACUCCACUUCUACAAGAGAGACACCUUCAAGCCAGACUGAGGUAUGCUAAGGACAACUAGAGCUCUUUGGUCACAGAGACAUUGCUUAUGUUUGGAGAAAGAAGGAAGAGGCGUAUAGUCCCCACAGUUAAACACAGUGGUCGGAGUAUCAUGCUCUGGGGAUGCUUCAGUGCAUCUGGAACUGGGAAUCUUGUCAAGGUUGAAGGAAUAAUAAAGAAGGAUAUGUAAAGAUUUUGGAAGAAAACCUCAAGCAGUCAGCAACAAAACCGGGUCUGGGUCAUCACUUUGUCUUCCAACAUGACAACGACCCAAAACAUACAGCGCUCCUGGUGAGGAGCUACCUCCAGGAAACCAAAGUGAGCGUUAUUGACCAGCCUGCACGAAGCCCUGACUUAAAUCCUAUUAAAAAUCUGUAGGCUGCACUGAAGACCAGGGUCCAUGCUAGGAGACCAUCAGAUCUGGAGGAACUUGAAAGAUUUGCCAAAGAGGAAUGGGCUGGGAUUCCUCAGGAGAUGUGCCAGAGCCUUGUUACAAACUACAGCAAACGACUGCAUGCUAUUAUCCAGCAAAAAGGACACACAAUUGACUAUCAGCCUCAGGGGGGCUAAUAUUUUUGACCCUGGUAAUUUUUAGUUUUUUUGUGAAAUAAUUUUGUUUCUGUGUGCAAAGUAAAAUAAUGUAAGGAUCCAAAACAAAACAAGGAUGUUUGGAAAAGCUGUGUAAAAAAAUCAUCAAUCUGUUGAACAGCACUAAGGAAAUUUUCAUAGGGGGGCUAAUACUUUUGGCCUCAACUGUAGUUGCACAAGAAAGUCAAGCCAGUUUAAAUGGUAUUUAACCAGGGGUUCUUGCACCUGACAUCAGUAUUGUGCAGGUCAAACUUAAAAUUACAUUGCGGCAAUUAAGUGCUAUUCUGUCCCAUAGAAAAUGUUCAUUGUGAAGUGGCAUCAAGUGAAAGUCCCUAAAUGCUACAUUUUUAAUUAGUGUAUUCUAAAUAAAAAGGGUCUGCCCUGUCCUCUGUAUUCAGUGUUCAUGCAGCAUGCCUGAUCAGAUAGCAGCUGGAGUGGAAGCAAUGUGAAAAUGAAAGUUAAUUACUUUCAUCUAAAAAUACAGCAAGAAGACGUGCAAAUUUGCCACCAGGUCCUGAGGGAUAGUUCAUCCUCAGCCCAUUCAAUCUUCAGCUGGUGUGACAUGAUGCUGAAAAUCCUGCUUAGCUCUUUGCUGUAGUAAGGUAAAGAUGUGCAAUGUAUUUGUUAUCUGUUAGCUUAAAUCUUUUUGUAUGAUUUUUUUAGGUAUCAGAGGAUGACUCAAAUAUUAGUGACAUUAGUGACAAUAUUUCCAUGGACAACUUCAGCAAUGAGACAGAAAGUGGGAGACCAAACUCAGGUAAGCUAUGGGAGUUUUCUAUAUCGGUUCCUGUAUCCCAAUCAUUGUAGCUGUUUUCACUCUCCCUUAACCAUCUUCUUCCAGGCUCUGUGGAAGAGGACACUAUUCUGUUUCAGCGUAGAUCCUGUCUGCCUUCACCCAGCCCUAACAACAGCACCAUCAGCCUGUGGAACAUCCUCAGGAACAACAUUGGCAAAGACCUCUCCAAAGUGGCCAUGCCUGUUGCACUCAAUGAGCCGCUCAACACCCUGCAGAGACUGUGUGAGGAGCUGGAGUACAGCGAACUGCUCGACAGAGCUGCUAACACACAAGACCCCUUUGAGCGUAUGGUGAGAAGGCAAAGUCAGGGUGUGAGUGGGUGGGUAGUCACACAGAGGGUUGGUUCAGUCUCAAACUGCACAUAAGGGUUUACAGAAAUGUUGUUCAUACUUCAGCAGUCUACCUGAGGCUUUUAGACAAUCAAUGAAUAAGGUCUUCUAUUUGUAAACAUAACUUUACAAUUACAGCAGAUUAAUGUAGAUUUAAGCCUCUGUGGAGCGCCAGCCUGCUGGCAGAGGUAAUGACUGGUGUUGCAGGUUGUGUCUGCUCUGCACACACAGAAUGUAAAAAAUCUCUGUGUUUGUCUGCAGAUAUAUCUUGAAAAGACUGAAUUACUUAAGAAUAAGAAGAACUUUAUUAAUCCAUGAAGGGAAGUUCAAUUGUCUGUUGUCUCACAUAAUAUGUCUCUAAAAGUUAUCUACUAGAAAGAUAACUUCUCCUGCUUUAGGGCUUUAUCCUCCCUCCCAAUUUUAUUGACUUACUUUGGACUAAUAGUUGGUUUAAGUUUGUGCAUUUUUUUCCUGUUCAGUCGUCUCGUAGUUUCGUACAAAAGUCCAUUUAUUCUGUACCUGAUGGAUGUGAAGAAAAAAGCAGCUGAAGUUUGAGCCACUUCCAAACUGUGGCCUCCUUUUAUGAGGUUGAAGUAAUUAUCAGUGCUCUCUUGGCUCCGUACUGCUAUUAAGCAGUUACACAACUCAUUACAGUGAAAUAAUGAAGAGGAACACUAAGAACCAAUGAUAUGAGGCACUUUACACUGUAACUGCAGCUCUGAUAAUUUAAAGGUCUUUUUGUAAUCAUUUAGGUUCUCCAAAGAUAGAUGUUAUUUCAGAGUGAACUCAGUUAAGGUCAGUCUGUUUUUAAACAUGUUAUGAAAUGUACCUUUAAUUGUACUGUGUUCUCUGUCUGCAGGCAUAUAUAGCUACAUUUGUGGUGUCAGGCUACGCCUCCAGCUACUACAGGACUGCAGGAAAGCCUUUUAACCCCGUCCUUGGAGAGACCUAUGAAUGUGACCGGCCUGAUAAAGGUUUUCGGUUUAUAGCAGAGCAGGUACGCAUGAAACCAAAUUCUUCUGGCUUCUUACCAAUCACCUGGCUGUAUUAAAUACUUAUUUCUGAUCAGUCAAAACCUCAUAACAGAAUUACAAUUAAAAAUUUCAGGUUAGCCAUCACCCACCAAUCUCAGCCUGUCAUGCAGAGUCCAAAAACUUCAUCUUCUGGCAAGGUAGUGGAGUUCAGACAUGUUAUUCUUAAAUUACAACUGCCAUAUCCUCACAAUAACAAAUUUCUCCUUGAGAAAGUUGGCAGAUAAAGCCUAUUGUCAAUCAACAUUUUUGGCUGGUUGACUAAAAUCUGAAUUUAACUUCUUAUUUCGGAUUACUCUUUAAAGAUGUGAGGUGCAAAAACAAAUUCUGGGGAAAGUCAAUGGAGAUUGUACCUGUUGGCACCAUUCACGUAACUCUGCCAAAGUAAGUCUGCUUCAAUUUAUAUACUCUGACAUGCAUAUGCACUGACUUUUCAAACCCAGGCUCUUAGGAGAGAUGUCUUUUCUGUCCCUCUCUAGAACCGGAGACCACUAUGAGUGGAACAAGGUGACAUCCUGCAUUCACAACAUCCUCAGUGGACAACGCUGGAUUGAGCACUAUGGAGAAAUCUCCAUCAGAAACUCCAGUAGUGAUAUUUGUCAAUGCAAGAUCACAUUUGUUAAGGUGAGACAUGCAUGCUUAAAACUUUCAAGUGAAAGGUUAACAUUUAGCAGCUGUAUGCAGAUUUGUAUUCCUUCUCCAAUUAAUGCUACCAACAUCUUGUUCCAUAUUUUCCAUUUAUUGAGGAGAAAAAGGAGGGGAUCAAACAUACUUGUGUUGCUAUGCAACACUUCUCUGACUUAUAUAAACAUGUACUGCCAAAAGAGUCGAUGUCAGAACCUUACACCAUUCAUCAUAAAAGACAUCCAAAGCAUGCUUUUGUUAAGUUACAUAUACACUCACCGGCCACUUUAUUAGGUACACCUGUCCAACUGCUCGUUAACACUUAAUUUCUAAUCAGCCAAUCACAUGGCGGCAACUUAGUGCAUUUAGGCAUGUAGACAUGGUCAAGACAAUCUCCUGCAGUUCAAACCGAGCAUCAGUAUGGGGAAGAAAGGUGAUUUGAGUGACUUUGAACGUGGCAUGGUUGUUGGUGCCAGAAGGGCUGGUCUGAGUAUUUCAGAAACUGCUGAUCUACUGGGAUAUUCACGCACAACCAUGUCUAGGGUUUACAGAGAAUGGUCCGAAAAAGAAAAAAUAUCCAGUGAGCGGCAGUUCUGUGGGCGGAAAUGCCUUGUUGAUGCCAGAGGUCAGAGGAGAAUGGCCAGACUGGUUCGAGCUGAUAGAAAGGCAACAGUGACUCAAAUAACCACCCGUUACAACCAAGGUAGGCAGAAGAGCAUCUCUGAAUGCACAGUACGUCGAACUUUGAGGCAGAUGGGCUACAGCAGCAGAAGACCACACCGGGUGCCACUCCUUUCAGCUAAGAACAGGAAACUGAGGCUACAAUUUGCACAAGCUCAUCGAAAUUGGACAAUAGAAGAUUGGAAAAACGUUGCCUGGUCUGAUGAGUCUCGAUUUCUGCUGCGACAUUCGGAUGGUAGGGUCAGAAUUUGGCGUCAACAACAUGAAAGCAUGGAUCCAUCCUGCCUUGUAUCAACGGUUCAGGCUGGUGGUGGUGGUGUCAUGGUGUGGGGAAUAUUUUCUUGGCACUCUUUGGGCCCCUUGGUACCAAUUGAGCAUCGUUGCAACGCCACAGCCUACCUGAGUAUUGUUGCUGACCAUGUCCAUCCCUUUAUGACCACAAUGUACCCAACUUCUGAUGGCUACUUUCAGCAGGAUAAUGUGCCAUGUCAUAAAGCUGGAAUCAUCUCAGACUGGUUUCUUGAACAUGACAAUGAGUUCACUGUACUCAAAUGGCCUCCACAGUCACCAGAUCUCAAGCCAAUAGAGCAUCUUUGGGAUGUGGUGGAACGGGAGAUUCGCAUCAUGGAUGUGCAGCCGACAAAUCUGCGGCAACUGUGUGAUGCCAUCAUGUCAAUAUGGACCAAGCUUUCUGAGGAAUGCUUCCAGCACCUUGUUGAAUCUAUGCCACGAAGAAUUGAGGCAGUUCUGACGGCAAAAGGGGGUCCAACCCGUUACUAGCAUGGUGUACCUAAUAAAGUGGCCGGUGAGUGUAUAUCCAGGCUAUCGAAGGCAUUUACCUUUAUAUGAACUGAUAUUUUAUUUGUAUUCAUAAUUUAACAUUAAGGAAAAUCUCAAGUCUUAAACUCUGUCCACGCUCACUGAUUCAUACCACGUUGUCUCUGGAGAUAGAUUAAAAAAGGCAGCUUUUGGCAAAGCUGAGCGAUCCAAUGACAGUUUCAUUUUUACUCAACUUGAUGAACUGCUACAUCUUUAAAAUCUGCUCUCUGAAGAUACCAAAGAGCCUGCAGAGAUUUUAAGCAUUUAGAAGAUUUUAAAGUCUGUUUUUUAUUUUAUUAAAACUAUCAAAUGUGGUGAUACAGAAGGCUCAAUUUCUCAAUAUAUAUUUAAAUAUGAGGAGUCUAUUUUUCGGGGUCCCGUUGUGGGAAAAAGGUUUAAACUGUCCUUCCACAUGACAUUUUGCUUUGCAUUCAGCUAAUGUUCAUUUUUGUGUGGAGGUGUGUUGAUCCUCCCAGUACCGUCUGUUUUACCUUUAGAGGUAUGGACUCCUGUCACCUAAUGCCAGGUGUCUAGGUUUUUUGACAGGGGUGGCCUUAAUAGGGUACUGACCAUUAGAGGUGGCAUAAAGUACACACACUAACACACGCGUGAAUGACCACUACAGCUGUGUAAACUAUAUUCUUUGGUUUGAUUUUUUGGGAUAGAAAUCUAACACAUUAGAGUGGCAACAUGGAAGACUUCUGAGCCUCUAAUUCAGGAGGAAUAUUUUUUUUUUUUAAAGUCACAAUCGUAAGAAAUUAUAAAGGCAGGCAAACUCCUGCACACUGACUGUCAAAAAUCAAUUUAUACAGUGAGACAGCUCCUCCUGGAGAUCCAUCAUCUGGGUAAAUAAGUAUUUAUUAUGCAUUUCAACUCUAAGAAAUACCUCUUUGUAUUUUUUUAAUGGUGUAUUGGUCACACACAGAUAUAGGACGCAGUCUCACUUUUUAGAUGGAAGCAAAAUGUGUUCAAAUGGGGUCCUAUACAUAGAAUUAAUUGGUAGUUGUCUAUGUUGGUUGAAAUCCUGUCAUGAACCUGUGGAGUUUGCCUUUUCACAUGUGAUUUCACAUAUAAAAGUCAGAGUCACUUCUUGAGUUCCCUCAUUAGUCUCUAAACCAGGACCAUGUGGUGCCCGAGACCGCCUGCCAGCAUGUACUCCUUAGUGCCCUCAGAGUUUGAUGGCUGGAAGCCUUUAAUGAGAGGAGUAGGUUAAUUGCUUUGUGUGCCCAUUUGUAAGAGCUCCUAAAGCUGUGUGUGCAGGAUGACACGUUGUUACAUGUCAGAGCCCAUUAUACACCCUUAUCUGCCAUUUAACACAACAACACACCACACUGCAGUUUAUGCAACAGCAACAUCUGCUGACCAUGAGAGGGCAUUAAAAUUAUCUGCGCAACAUCCAUUCAUGGUAUUUCAGAAUAGCUCUUUCCUUGUUUUAAAGCUUGUUUUCUGUGUAUCCUAAUCAAACUAAUGUUGCUUUUACAGGCCAAAUACUGGAACUCAAGCGUGAACGAGGUGGAGGGAACAAUAACAGAUAAUAAAGGGAAGAUCAUCCGCAGACUCUUUGGAAAGUGGCAUGAAGCAGUUUUCUGUGGAGACCCGCCCUCAGCUACAUGCAUCUGGAGAACAAGUAUGUCAAAUUCUCUCCAUAAGACUGCAAGUGAUUUUGUAAUGCAGAUCUUCCAAACAGAGGUUUUGAGACUGUGAAUUUUAUUUAUGUAUAAUUUAGAUGCCAUGCCAGUAGACCACGAUCAAUACUUUGGGUUCACCAAGUUUGCUAUUGAACUGAAUGAACUCAACCCAGCCCUGAAACAGCUGUUACCACCCACAGACACCAGACUACGUGUGGACCAAAGGUGAAAGAACUCAGACAGAAUGACGAUGCACUCACAUUGUUAUGGAUAAUUUUCUCAUAACCUCAUAACCUACACAAACUUUCCAUAAAGAACUUGGAGGACUUGGUUAGUGCAGCUACAUUUCUGUCCAAGAGUGAUGAGAGACAUCUGAUGCACAAAGCAGCCCCUAAAUGUGAACAACUAAAAAUCUUAAAACCCAAGAUCAAAGUAGUGCCGAAGAGUGCUUUGCAAAACUAAUAGCUAAGAAUAGAAAGUAAUCGCUGAAGAUUACACAUGCAGCAAACUAUUUUUAGCUCACAUAUCCUGGUGUCAAAAAUUCUAAAAACUGCUGCUGCUGCUGCUGCUACAGCAGUAACAUGUAGAAGAGGAAAUUUCAAUUAAAAAAAAUGCUGUUGUAGCCCAAAAAUAUUGAAAAACAGUACUGUCCAGAUAGAGCUAUCAACAGAAACUUCUAUAGACAACAGAUAUCUUGCAGUAAAACAAACAAACAAAAAAAGAACAAUGAGAACUGAGUAUGAAAAUUACAGGAAGGGUUUGUUUUUUUUAACUUACAUGUUUGUUUAAUGACCGUUCCUGUGUAUGGAUGGCAGACUGCUGGAGGAGGGGGACCUGGAGGCUGCAGAAGAGCAGAAACAGAGGAUUGAAGAGCUGCAACGGGAGAGACAGAGGGUCUUGGCAGAGAGCAACAGCUUACAUCAACCUUUAUACUUCAGGUGACCAAAAUAUCCAGAUUUAUUAGGGCACUUCACAACAGACUUCUCGGUCUUUGAGAAAUGUUUUUACUCUUGUUGGUAUUAUCUGUACGCUGUACUCUAUUGUCCUUUUAAAAUACUAAUUUCUUAUUUUUCUUUAACCCCUUACAGGAAAUCAAAGGAUGAUACCUGGGUGAGCAACAACACCUACUGGGAGUUGAGGAAGGACUCUAAAUUCAGCCAAUUAAAUUUCCCUACACUGUGGUGA